UUAUUCGCAUUUUAAAUAAUCAAGUAGUGCUUUUGUCGUUGUCAACAGAUCCAGCGAUGUAAAAUCGAAUUUUAGAAUUCUAACAAGUGUAUAUUUGUGGAAUACAAGUUUUCUUUCUUUCUGUAACACUUACUCCGCCUUAUUGGAAGUCUGAAAAUGAAUGUAACAAAGAUUCUUGUGUGCUGCAUCCUCUCAGUAUGUGUACCUGGAGUGUUUAUGGCGCCCCCUAGAAAUGUUAUUCAAAUGGAGGAAAAUAAAGUUGACAAAACAACUUUAAAACUCGAAAUAAAACCUCCAGUAGAACUACCUCCUCAACAAAACAAUCCAAAUGAUCAGUUAAAACUGGUCCAACAAAUACAACCAGUCCAGCAAAUACAACCAGUCCAACAAGCUCAACCAGUCCAACAAAUACAACCAGUCCAGCAAAUACAACCAGUCCAACAAGCUCAACCAGUCCAACAAAUACAACCAGUCCAACAAAUACAACCAGUCCAACAAAUACAACCAGGCCAACAAGCUCAACCAGUCCAGCAAAUACAACCAGUCCAACAAGCUCAACCAGUCCAGCAAAUACAACCAGUCCAACAAAUUCAACCAGUUCAUCAUGCAAAUGAUUUAGAAGAAAAAUCUAAAGUUUUAAAUGCCCCAUCUGAGAAAAGACUUUCUGUAGAAGAACUUAAGCCAGCAGAUCACCUUGAUGCUGUUAAACUGGAACAAGAUGGAAUGAUUAACAAAGAUUAUAAGAAAGAGAUUUUUAUAGGUAACCACGAGGAAAUUGAAGAUGAAAAUUUAGAAGUUGCAGAAUCUAAGCUGAAAGAUGUGUUUGCUAAGGUAGAUUCAGAUGGUAACAAUAAGCUGUGUAUAGAUGAACUACAAGAUUGGAUUGUCAAGAAAACUCUGGAACAUUUUAACGAGGCAUUAGAGGAGAAUGAUCACAUAUUUAGUCAUAUGGAUCCAACUGGACGAGGUUAUGUUGAAUGGAAGGAAUACUACAUUCAUUUCUUAUUAGCUAAAGGAUAUCCAAUUGAAAGAGCUAAAAGACAUGUACAAGACUACGAUGAGAUUGAGCUAGAUUAUGAAGCACAAGAUCAAAUUAGUAGAUACCAAUAUAAAUGGAUGGAAAUGGAGGGUGAAAGUUACGAUAACAGGCUGUCUAAAUUAGAAUUCUUUGCAUUUCGGCACCCAGAGCAAAGUGAUCAAAAUAUUCUGAAAAUGGCUAUGUCCGUUCUAGAGACGUUAGAUCAGAAUGGCAACAAAGUAUUGACAGAGGAAGAAUUUGUUUCCCUACCACUGGGUGAUGUUGAUGAUGAAGAACAGAAAAGACUCGACAAAGAGUGGCAGAAAGAACGAGGAGAGGAAUUUAGAAAUCAGAUUGACUUUGAUCAUAAUGGUGAAGUAACUAUAGGUGAAUUAAAGCGCUACAUAGAUCCUAGAAACCCCGACAACGCCAAGUCCGACACAAAGAUUCUUCUAGAGGAGAUGGACGAUGAUAAUGACAAAUGUCUGUCAUGGAAGGAGGUCGAGAAUCACAAGGAUAUGUUCAUACAGAGUAAAAUCGUCAAUGUGCGCAGAAUACUUCAUGAUGAAUUCUAAAACUCUUUUACAAACUUAACUUGACCUACUUAAAUUCUGUCGAAAUCCACUCGUAGACAAUAUUUUACACAAAUCUGGGAUUUGUAUGUAUAAGAACUUUUGUAUGUUUUAAGAGAUACAGUAUAUUGAUUUAAGUUCUUAUUACUGUAUAUGAUAUUUUAAACAUUUAUAACAGUGGGAGUAAGGCCCAUUUACUGUACAUGGGAAAAGGUUUUGUAGCUGUGUGCCUUUGAGAAAUUUAAUCAGUGACUUUAUGGUGAUAUCAGACCAGUUAAAGUUUGUUACACAAAUUAAAAGUUUAGUACUGUAUUUGUUAUAUAUUAUGUUAUGAUAAUGUUAUUAAUGUUGUUAGUUGUUAACAUUAUCACCAUCAAGUGAGUUUUAACAAUGAUCAUGUGAAACAGUAAGCUAUUAAAAAAAACAUUUUGACAUAAUUUAUGUUACAAGACAUUAGAUAUGAAAAUAAAGAGUUGUAGAAUUUUUGCAACACAAGGAUUUGAACAGAAAAAAUGUAGGGGUUAAAGGUACAAAAGCCACAAUUGCUGAAAUUAUAAGAACUAUACCAAAGUAUUGUAAUGGAACCAAAGGACCAUAAUUGAAAGAAAUCUGUACAUUAUCUAAAUUUCUAUUAAACAAUGCAGUGUAAAGGCAAACAGAAAGGUACAUGCAUCAAUAGCAAUUAAUUCAAAAUGUUUUAUUCCCUACUAAUUCAUAAAAUCCAUUAAAGGUCAAUAACAUGGAGGGUAAAGAAAAAACGUGAUAAAAGUCUAGUUUAAGAAAUUUCUCUAGUUAUGCUUUACUCUCAUUGAAGGCUUUAAAGAAUUUAGAUAUACAAGCGUGUUCUAUACCAACUUAAAUCAGUUAUAAAUUACAUGUAGUAAAGCUGACCGUUUUGAUGGCUUACCUUUGUCUGGGGUUAAAUUAAGCCUGUUAAUGUUGAGACUGAAUGUACCCGUGUGACCAGUGCUGACCAAGACUGACCGGCAUGUGUGUGACAUCUGAUUAUGAUCCGUACUGUUGGCCAUUUAUUCAAUACUUAUUUUGAAAUUUUACCUAAAAAUGAUGAAUGGUUUUGUCUAGAUUAAAAGAUGGGCAAGUCAAUUUUAAGAUAUUUAGCAUGGUAAAGGUCAAAUACAAAAUUUUAUUCAGUUAUAGAAAGCUGAAUAUAUCUCGAUGUUUGUAAAUCCAUUGGUUUUAAUUAAUAUGUAGUUACCAUGACUUGAAAUUAAAGUAACAGAAACUAGUGACAAUAAUGUGGGAAUCAUUAUCUUGGUUUAUUAUAAAACUUUGCUGUAAAUGUAACACAGAUGAGCCACGUCACGACAAAACCAACAUAGUGGGUUUGCGACCAGCGUGGAUCCAGAACAGCAGUCUGAUCAGGAUCCAUGCUGUUCGCUUACCAACUCUAUUACAAGUAGAGAAACUGAUAGCGAACAGCAUGGAUCCUGAUCAGACUGCGCGAAACCCACUAUGUUGGUUUUGUCGUGACGCGGCUCAGAUGUUCUAAAUUUAUAUAUAAAUGGUUAUAAAAGUGGGUUUUGAUUAUAUAUGUAUUUGUUUUGAGGGAAUAAUUUUUCUUGUUUGUACAAUUCUUUGGUAAAGCUUUAACAUUUGAAUUUUUUUUUUUUUUUUUUUUUUUUUUUUUUUUAUAUAAAUUAGAAUGAUGAGAAUGAGUGUCUUAAUUGACUCCACUGAUUUUUUUACCAUGAUGGGACUAAAAAUAAGUUUGGAGAUUUAUGUUCAGUUAAACUCAAAUUAAUUAGGCUAAGAAUCACACUUGAUGUUGAUUUUCUAUUUAAUCCUUAGUACUUUGUUUUAUUAUCAUUUUAAUAUCUUUCUAUUUCAAGUUCUCCAGGUGAUCUAUGUUUAUGAAAGAUUUUCAAAUUUAAAUGGUCGUAAAUUCUAUGUUUAUGAAAGAUUUUCAAAUUAAAUGGUCGUAAAUUCUAUGUUUAUGAAAGAUUUUCAAAUUUAAAUGGUCGUAAAUUAUCUGUUUGUCAGGUCUCUUAAUCUUUCAUCUCUUAAAUUUAGUCCUUAGAUCAUUAGAUAUCAAAGUCCCUUAUUAGUUAAGUGCAAUGUUUUCACAGCAAUCAAAAGUAUAAACUUAUCAGGAUGUUGAUUGCAUUAAUUGUCCUGGUUUAUGACACAAUGGAUGCUCGGAAGUCCCUAAUUUAAUGUUUAUUCUGUACCUAUUCUAAAAAUUCAUUUUUAUUUCCUUGAUAAAUGAAUUUAUUUAAAUACAAUUAAUAAGACAGUUUUUAAUACUUGGACAAUUUUAAACGAUCAGAGAAGAUAUACAUGUACUUUUACUGUAUAUGCCAAUUUUCAUGACCACUCAGAGAUUUCUAUGUUGUCAUCAUGAUGUUAUGUCACCAAAAUUUUUGUAUAAUUGCGGUGACAAAUUUGUUUUUGUGUUUUGUUAACAUUCCAUUAUACCUUCACAAUGCAUUGUAACAUAUCAAACAAAAAAUGUGAUUGUUUUUGUAAGUGCAAUGUUAUUUUUUUGUAAGCUCAUGUUACCUCAUAUGAGAUGAUAUGAUAUAUCAGGAUCGUUGUCUGUCCGUUGUCUGUCCUUUAUCUGUCUGUUGUCUGUCCGUUAUCUGUGUGUAACAUUUUUGUUUCUUUUAUAGUAAAGCUCAGUUUAUUUUGAGUUGAACCAAAUUUGCACAGACAUUGUAUAUAAACAGUAAAUGUAAGUCCUUUUCCUUAGCCGCCUUAAGUGCAUCGUCCGAAGCCACGGUACACAUUUGUAUAUACUGUCUAUCAAUAGUGGUAAACAGUAAAUAGCCUGGGUUAUCAAGGAUGCCUUAAAUGAUCAGAUGUGUUGAACGGAUAUAUCGCUGCACUUAAUGUGUUACAUGGCCUGAUAGCGGAUAUAUCGCUGCACUUAAAGUGUUACAUGGCCUGAUAGCGGAUAUAUGGCUGCACUUAAUGUGUUACAUGUCCUGAUAGCGGAUAUAUGGCCUGCACUUAAUGUGUUACA
Molecule: messenger RNA, 4573 nt
Organism: Ruditapes philippinarum (Manila clam)
Lineage: Eukaryota; Metazoa; Mollusca; Bivalvia; Venerida; Veneridae
Product: 45 kDa calcium-binding protein-like
Exons: 7
Coding region: 157-1593 (478 amino acids)
Biological process (GO): calcium-ion regulated exocytosis
Cellular component (GO): endoplasmic reticulum
Molecular function (GO): calcium ion binding
Source: RefSeq, a predicted model, not a curated record